GGAUGACAAUUAUGACGUUUAAAAGGAAACCGAAGCAGCUGCUGGAGUCAUUUAAAUUAUUCUAAAAGUGUCAGCGAAACGUGUCCUGAAUUAAAGAUGGUAAAGAUGCCGACAUGGGAGAGAAAAGCGCGCAUAUUUCUUUGCGUUUUCGGUUUGUUUUUGUCCGUUUAUGCGCUUCAUGUCGAGCUGUCCCGAGAGAAAAACCCAGAUUAUAGGGCGAUGUGCGACCUGGGGGAGUCUGUGAGCUGCUCCAAAGUUUUUACUUCCAGAUGGGGACGUGGUUUUGGUUUGGUCCAGUUCUUUCUUGCCACGGAUAGCCUUCUGAACCAGCCCAACAGUGUGCUUGGCAUCAUAUUUUACACUCUGCAGAUGGGCCUGGGACUGUCUCUGUCCAAAAAAGCAGCAAUGUCUUUGGUCUUCUUCUCCUGGGCGUCUGUGGCUGGAUCACUCUAUCUUGCAUUUAUUCUCGCCUUUGUUCUGGGGGAUUUCUGCAUGGUCUGCGUGUCAACAUAUAUCGUUAACUUUGCGUUGCUCUUUACCAACAUAAAACGUCAGAGAGCAAUUGAAGGAGUGAAGGAAAAAGCUGGAUAGAAAGUGAUACUUGUGAAAUUCAACACCUUUUUUCUGAAGCCCCACUGGAUCUGAAAGCAAAUUCUCUUCCACAGUAUUUCUGCAUUGUUUGCACCUGUUAAGAUUUUUCUGAGAAACAGGACUGGAGAUGCAUCACAGAAAAUCUAGAGGAGGAUUUUUAGUACAGCAACUUGCUAGAGCAGCAGUCAUUUUUGUAUAUGAAUGUGCAUUUGUGAUGCUGAUUACACAUUUUUUAAUACUACCUCUCGUCUCAUGUGAUUUAGGCCUAGCUUGUGAAGACAUCAGAAAUUUUGACACGCAUUUUUCGUCUACAGUAAAUUACGAGGUGGUAAAACAAUAUACAUGCAGUUACUCAGUCUAACCAGGAGGUGGAGCCACAUGCACAGGGUUAUCAUGGUUUAUGUGGAAGUUUAGAGUUAUAGUUCAGGAACACACACAAACCACAGUAUUUGCAUAACUGGAAAAAACAAGGAUAAUACAAAAAGUCUUGUGAAAAUCUACUUUAUUUUCUUAUCUUUAUAACCAAAUGUAUUUUAAGCCGUACAUAAACCUAAAGGGUUAGUUAAGUAUUUAGAUAUAAAAGGUACAAUGGUAGUUUGUAACUCAAGUCACAUAAUCCGAAGCUGUUCAUUCAUUGUUACAAGCCAACCUGUGCCAACAACACACUACUGCAGCCAGUACAUACCAAACCAUUUGCUCUGUGAAACACACACACACAUGCACGCACACACACACACACGCACACACACACACACACAUGCACGCACACACACAUACACACACACUAGGAUUCUAUUAAAGGCCACAGAUCAUUUGGGACAAGUAGGACACAGCCCCACCUGCUGGCAGCAGACACAAGUGUGCUUUUAGUUGUAGAGUAUUUUAGAAAUAAAUAUAAUUCUGGAUUAAUUCAUGCCAUAAAACAUCUUCGGUCGCUGUUUCGCUGCCUUCUACAAUUUAAAGAAAUGUAUGAAAUAUAAGUAAUACAUAACAUUUCCACAUUAAAAUGUCUUUGUUUUGAUAAAUGAAUUUAACCUAAUCGUAAGAAACUCACUGCAAUGACAAACUUCCAUGAUCCGCUACCUGUCUUUUGUUAUUGUGUUGAUUGAGAGCUCCCUAGUGGCAGACAAUCACACAUUGUAUGUCUUAGGUCAGUGGCUGGAGAAUCGUUUUAAAAUGUGUGUAAACAAGUGUUUUAACUGUGCUUGGCUGGAGAGGCCACUGACUGAGUAUCGCCCCCACGCUCGCAGUGCUUCGAGUGUGGCAAAACAACACCCGGCCUGCCCAAAGUGAUUGGCAGUGAAAGCAGGUGGCACACAUUUGAAGCCAGGUGAGGCCGAUUGCCGUGUGCCCUGCUGCAAUUUGACUGGCUAUUUACCAAGUGCUGUUGCCGUCAUUUGCUAAUUAGAAGAAGUUAGUAUUUCUUCUAGAAGCUUGUUAACUGCGGUCACCAUGAAGAUGUGGAAUAUCCUCGACAGCACAAACUUCAAAGUCGGCCUUUUGACGACAAACUAGAUUUUAAACACCUCGGUGCCCAAUACCAAACAUGACCUGCUCUGCAUAGCAAACAUAGCUAACGUUAGCUACCCAAACUGACAGCGCAUACAACCGGAACAACAAGUUGAGUGGAACAGGUGUGUGCUCAGUCACCUUUGGGGAAAUAUGAAACGGCGCCAUUAUGUAAUUUUCUGAUUUUGCGUCUGUCCAAAUAGUUGCCCAACCAUUUCCCCUCCUACUGUAGGCUAUGUUACCUUAUAGCAUACAGUAUAUUAGCAUGUCCACAUCAGUGGGGGUAAAUAACUACUCCUUCCAUGGCUGAUUUUAUUAAUUUAUUUUAUCCAAAGCUGGAGCUGCAUGACACGUAUAAUGAGAAGGAGAAAGUAGGUCUACUCCAUGAGAGGAAUGUUAAGUAGGCAUUAAAAAGGAAUUUCUAACAUCUA
Molecule: messenger RNA, 2531 nt
Organism: Cottoperca gobio
Lineage: Eukaryota; Metazoa; Chordata; Actinopteri; Perciformes; Bovichtidae
Gene: vkorc1
Product: vitamin K epoxide reductase complex, subunit 1
Exons: 3
Coding region: 97-591 (164 amino acids)
Biological process (GO): blood coagulation; vitamin K metabolic process; peptidyl-glutamic acid carboxylation
Molecular function (GO): vitamin-K-epoxide reductase (warfarin-sensitive) activity
Source: RefSeq, a predicted model, not a curated record